Dendronephthya gigantea is the source of this 1696-nucleotide messenger RNA. Its product is annotated as alpha- and gamma-adaptin-binding protein p34-like. Lineage: Eukaryota; Metazoa; Cnidaria; Anthozoa; Malacalcyonacea; Nephtheidae. Bases 11 to 934 code for a protein of 307 amino acids. The record is from RefSeq and is a predicted model, not a curated record. The transcript is spliced from 9 exons.
CAAAUUCAAAAUGGCGGAUCAGGGUGCAAGUCUAGAUUCAGCCGAAAACGACAAGAAAGAUGAGAAUUACAUCUUGGUUAUAAAUUGCUGCGAAUGCAUGUCUUCACAGGAGUUCAUUCAGCAAAUAGUUCAAGAUGAAUGUCCAGCAGCAAAAUCAAUGGAUGGCUUCAGCUACUAUCCUUGGAGAAUCAAGAACAAGUAUUACUGUGCAGAUGUUAGGUUUGUUGCAGUUUCCAGUCAGAAUGAGAAACCAGAUUGGUUGAGCGGAGAUGAAGCACAAAUCACAGCUGUUGUCAUCCUAUUUGAUCAAACACAGCUCUCGUUUGAAGUGGCAAAGGCAUGGCAGCCUUGCGUGGAAUCCCAGGAUGCAUCAGUACUCCUCCUUGUUGGAACAAAAUCCCGGAAAACUGACACAAAUAAUGAUAUAGUACCAGAUAUAUCAACAUUGACAAGCAAAUUUCUGGAAUUUUCUAUCAAGCAUUCAUUUGAGUUUAUUGACCUAAAUGAAGAAGAAGACCCAGAAGAUGAUUUUAUGAAUACUGUUGGGUUUGAACGCAUUGUCCAGGCACUACAUGCAACAGAGUGGCCAAGUUUAGAAAUGAAAGAACAAGAAGCUAAAACUGGCAGCACAUCUGAAUCAACUUCAAGUGGCAAUGAUGACAGUAGAAAUGGAGCAUCUGAGAAUAAAACUGCUGAUAUCUCUCAGACUGGAUUUGAAACAUUCCAUGACAUGUUUGAUGGUAUAAUAGACGAGGCUGACCUUGACAAUGAAACAUCUUUUGAUAAAUUGUUCUCCCAAAUGAGGCUGAUGAAAGAAAAAGCUGAAAAUUUACCUCACACAGAAAGAAAAGCAUAUGCUGAGAAGGUUGCCGUUGCAUUUUGGAAAGCAAUUGGAGGGGAUGAAGAUGAAAUUGGGGAUCUCAAUAAAGACUGACAUAAAGUCAUUAAGAAUUUGUAUAUAAAGCGGAUACAUGUUCCCGUUGGAAGCUUGAGAGAAAAUGUCUGAAGAAUCUGUGGAAACAUCGUCAUCAGAGUGAGUGGGUGAAAAGGAGACACUGUGCAUGGAAGCCGCGAUUUAUGCAGAUAUGUGAGUGGGGCUUCUGAAUGAACUGUAUUCUGUGUACUGUGUUUAGAUUGUCGAGAUCUAUAGCUUAGGGGAUACGUGUGAGGUUUGGGUACAUGUACAUGUCAUUGAUAUGACAGAAUCAAUGAGACUAUGACUGGCGCCACUCCAUUGCACUUGACCUUCAUCCCCAAGUUGUAACAAACACUUCUAGGAAGUAGGAAUUGUUCUGACCAUACUGUAAUUGAAACAAUUGCGAUCACAAAUUAUUGCAAUGAUUUUAUUAUCAACACCAUUCAAUUUAAAUUCACAAAUGAUUUCAUAGAUUAUUUAACAAUUGAUAUGAAUCAUGAUACAUUAUAGCUGUAUCUAGAUUUUACAUAAUGUGUUUACUUCCUCAUGCGGUCUAACUGUGCAAUGUGCUGCCCAAAUUCAAUAUUUCAUGUGCUCAAGUGCAACCAUAUUUGUGUUGCACUUUCGCAAACACACACAACGCAUGUCCUUAAUAAUCUAACAUGCAAUUCCUGCUAUUUACAAAUUUCUGGCAUUGGGUACAAAUGACACUUCAUACAAAAUUGUUCAUCAGAUGCUAAAUGCUCAUUAACUUUUAAGGAACAUCUCACUUAGAUAUGG